UAAUGUUAAUAAUAAAAAUGGUGUUUUUUUAGGAUCAAAAGGAUUGCCAUAUAAUAAAGUAUUUUGUUCUAUGGUUUACUUCCAGGGCUGUAAGUCACGUUAUGACUUAUGACAAAACGUUAUUUCUGUUCAUGGUGAAGACCAAGGCAUCCUUUUUUACUAAAGAGUUUUCUGGUGAGGUGCGAGAAUACGUGACGAGAGUGAUGAUAACCGAGGGGUUGUCAGAAGAAUAGGAUUUAAAAAAAAAUAUACGAAUAAGAAGAGAAAAAAGAAGAAGAAGAAGUUGAUAAAAGGGGAAGAAAAAGGAUGCUAGAAAAGAUGAUAAAAAUAAAAAUAAUAACGUUUUUUUCUGAUUUCACGUCGACGGGCUUGAACAAUCUAUAACGGUACAUCGAGUUGCUGAGCACGUUGAUGUUUUUUUCUUCCUGGGAAUUUCUGGGAAGGAUAUUUAAAAACUGAAAUGGAUGAGAAUGUCAUGGGAUAUGGUGCAAUCAUUUAUGGAAUUACAGGACUUUUACCUGCUUCAGUGUCACCGUGGAACAAUAAAUCGAUGUAUCUAAGGAUUUGUGUGUGCAGUAACGCUAGUGCAUAAAUAUAUAAUAAAAUAAAAAAAGUGACAGUGAGUGUUGACUGUAGACACUUCUUAAGUGCUUUAUAAAAUAAAAAUCAAGAAGACGUAAGACAGGAAGACGUCGUCAGCACGCGGACUCUUGAUCCUCGUCGAUCGUACAUUAACAGCUGGUACUCGCGUGCGUGCCGCGCCACCACCCCCUUAAACAGGGGGGGUGGGCCAGGGUAUCGUCAGCGUGGGGGUGGGCGCCGCGGGUGCGCGCUUGGCGCGUCGAUUAGUUCGCGUACUCGUUCGUCGUCUUGGUGGUGCGGCUUUGACCGGCCGCUUAAAUCGUCACCCAGUGCUGGCUACCUCGGGGUUAACGGGGGUGGCCGUGGCCACGGGGGAGCAUGAUGUCUCCCCUGCCACGCGUCACACAACCCCAAACCCGAGUGUGAUCUCAAACACCUUCACCAGUACCAACACGAAUUCUAAUUCCAAUAAUAACAACAUUUCCAACAGCACCACCAACUCUAUAAGUUCUAACAUCACACUAGCUCCAACUUCCAACCCCAUAACCUCCACCGUCUCCGUUUCUACCUCCACUUCCACCUCCAACUCUAUCGCAAGUAACAAUAAUAAUAACCUCAGCAAUAACGGAAUACCAUCAUCCAGCUCCACCAGAACAAGGACAAGGACUUCGAUGUCAAUGAGAAAUCUUCACCGUCGAGUCUCCCAUCCUUGCCAUGGAAAUGAGCGUCAGCAUUCUGGGAAACAUGAAAAAUGUUCAUCACAGAAGCUUGAAACCUCCUGGCCAUUUUCCCUGGAGGGAGAAGGAGGUGGCGUGGGCGGGCGAGCCGCAUCAGGGGGUGGCAGGCGAGCCCCAAGUCUUCGUCUGGUGAACGGCAGGGCGACCACGGGGGUUGGUCUGCACACCAGCAGCACCGAGUCCGUCCGUUCACCCCAUCAGCAUCUCAACCAACCACACAGCAACAACAUCAACAGUAGUUACAGUACUGGUAACAAUGUGUCCUCCAGUAAUCAUCCCCGGCUGAAUAAGGAUGACAGCAUAAAAAUCAGUAUCGAGAACACAAACACGUGCACCGACAGCCUCGUCACCGCGUUAGACGACGAGACUCUUCUCAUUACCGAUUUUCUUAACGAUACAGGCAACGAGAUGAAUUACAAAGGAAGCGGUAAAGUUCACUUCGGAGUGGACGACGUGUCGCUCUAUGGCACGCCAAAAGAAGAAUUGGGCCCGGGUCUCCCGGGCCAGGAAGUCAAGCAGAGCUUCCUAAAAAAUCAGCUUCAAGCGUUGUUCCAGCCUACAGACAACAAAUUAGCGAUGAAACUGUUCGGGAGCAAAAAAGCCCUUAUGAAGGAACGAAUUAGGCAAAAGGCUGCAGGUCACUGGGUCAUACAUCCUUGCUCCAGUUUCCGGUUUUAUUGGGAUCUAUGUAUGCUGCUGUUACUAGUAGCCAAUCUGAUAAUUCUACCAGUUGCCAUUAGUUUUUUCAACGAUGAUCUAAGCACCCGAUGGAUAGCCUUCAACUGCCUUUCGGAUACAAUAUUUCUUAUAGAUAUUGUUGUUAAUUUCAGAACAGGAAUAAUGCAGCAAGAUAACGCUGAGCAAGUGAUACUGGACCCAAAGCUGAUAGCGAAACACUACCUCAGGACCUGGUUCUUUCUUGACCUUAUCUCCUCUAUACCACUAGACUACAUUUUUCUCAUAUUUAAUCAAUUUCAGGACUUUAGUGAGUCUUUCCAGAUUUUACACGCUGGACGCGCGCUUAGAAUCCUCAGAUUGGCGAAGCUUCUCUCGCUAGUAAGACUGCUAAGGUUAUCAAGACUUGUGCGAUACGUAUCGCAAUGGGAAGAAGUCUAUAUCCCCCUAUACCAACAGCCGGAGAGACACUACGAGCGACGGGCUACACCGCCCCAACCAGACCGAACGAGCAAGAUAUUGCAGAACCUACAAAAAAAACGCACUGAGCGGAGGGGGCGCCUAAGCUCUGACAAUAUGAAUAAAAAGAAGUCCGGUUUCAACAAAAGCGACCUUAUUUUUAAGUUCCUGAAUAUGGCGUCGGUGUUCAUGAGAAUAUUCAAUCUGAUCUGUAUGAUGCUAUUGAUCGGCCACUGGAGUGGUUGUCUUCAAUUCCUUGUUCCUAUGCUUCAGGGAUUCCCAAGUAAUUCUUGGGUCGCGAUUAAUGAAUUGCAGGACUCAUUCUGGCUGGAACAAUACUCCUGGGCCCUUUUCAAAGCAAUGUCGCACAUGUUGUGCAUAGGAUACGGCAGGUUUCCACCGCAGUCAUUGACCGAUAUGUGGCUCACGAUGCUCAGCAUGAUCAGUGGGGCAACAUGUUAUGCACUGUUCCUUGGUCACGCUACAAAUCUUAUCCAGUCACUUGACUCAUCGCGUAGGCAGUAUCGUGAGAAGGUCAAACAAGUCGAAGAGUACAUGGCGUAUCGAAAGCUACCUCGGGAAAUGCGUCAAAGAAUAACAGAGUACUUUGAGCAUCGUUACCAAGGCAAGUUUUUCGACGAAGAGCUCAUCCUCGGAGAACUCUCCGAAAAACUUAGAGAGGACGUGAUAAAUUACAACUGCAGAUCGCUCGUUGCUUCAGUACCCUUCUUUGCGAACGCAGAUUCAAACUUUGUCUCUGAUGUUGUCACUAAAUUGAGAUAUGAAGUCUUCCAACCAGGUGACAUAAUAAUAAAGGAGGGGACGAUAGGUUCAAAAAUGUAUUUUAUACAAGAAGGAAUAGUGGAUAUUGUUAUGGCGAAUGGUGAAGUUGCCACUUCACUAUCCGAUGGAUCGUAUUUUGGUGAAAUAUGUUUGCUCACAAAUGCAAGGCGUGUUGCAUCAGUACGUGCCGAGACAUAUUGCAAUCUAUUUAGUCUCUCAGUGGACCAUUUUAAUGCAGUACUAGACCAAUAUCCGCUUAUGCGUAGAACGAUGGAGAGCGUUGCCGCCGAGAGGUAUAAACUUUGGUUGAACAAAAUUGGUAAAAAUCCAAACUUGGUGGCACAUCGUGAAGAGGAUCUUGGCAGUGAAUCCAAAACGAUAAAUGCCGUCGUUAAUGCACUUGCCGAACAAGCAGCACAUGCAAGUGCUAGUGAAGAAUCGGUUCAUAGCUUAGAAAUGAGAACACUUCCAACGGGCCUACUACCAAGGCCAAAAUCGGAAAAUAAUUUUGCAAGUCAAGAUUUACAACGUGAAGACCGCAGAAUCUUCCACAAAAGUGAUACAUUUCACAAGGACUCGUAUCAAUGACGACACUCGUCUUACUAGCAUACGGAGCGGUACUGAUGCUGCUGCUGUGAGCCAAAGUGCUCAAGCUGCUGCACAACUACUCCGAUUCUCAGAAUAAUCUCCGAGAUUUCCACUGUGGAAGAAUCAUGUAAUCUCAAGCUCUGGCGAAAUUAUGCUCUCUACAUCAAGUUACCUGUCCUUCUCUCAGUGUCUUUCUCUGUCGCUCACCCAAACUCAUUAAAUAUUUCCUCUUGUAUCCUUUUUGGUUAUCCUAUCCAACCUACCUUUCAUUCUCGCCCAGUCUAAACUUCCCACUGAAGCUUUAUUUUUACUUUGAUACAUUUCACCGACGUAAUUACACCGGAUGUCGUGCCAAUUGAAGUUACCUCAAAAGCGCUCAUCACUCUCACCCAGACAAGGAUAACAGAUAAUAUCAACUAUAAUAAUGAAGAAGAAGAAAAAGAAGAAGAAGAAGAAACAAUGCUAUUUCAAGUGACAACUACUCGUGAGCUUCAUUUCAUUUUAAUUCUAAUUAUUUAUAUUUUAAUGAUAAACCAUAUUUUUAAAGGGUUUAUAAUUAUAUAUAAAUAAUUACAUAUGUGGAAUUAUCGUGUGACUUCUGAGAACAGACUAUUGACUAUUAACGAAAUAUUAAUAAUAAUGAUAAUAAUAAUAAAGACACAGUAAGUGAUGAUGGCCCAAGAACUAUGUUAUGUUGUUAAGAGUUCUUUGGGUUAAUGAUUACAAUUAAUAAUACAUAAUGAAGAAAAGUAUAUUAGUAAUUAAUAAUAGUAUAAAAAAGAAUGAUUAUGAAAAUAUUAUUGAUACGUGCGACUAAGUGACAAAGGAAAAUAAAUAAUAAAUAUAAUGAUAUCUUUUUACUAGAUUAAAACAAAUAAUGCAGUGUACUAUAAUCAAGUACAAAUAGUGCAGAAUAAAUGAUAAAUAUUAAAUAAAUUAAUACUAUAUAGUGACUGUUAUAAUAAUAGAUUACGAUUAUCACUAUCGCAUUAUUAGGCAAUUAUAGAGACAUAUUGAUAAAAUCUAACUAUGUAAAUAAAGCCACAAUGUUUAUAAUGUCGCUAAAAAUUUUCUAACUUUGCGAUUAUCAUUUAUUUAUUACUGUUAUGAUUAAUUAUUAUUAUUAUCAUUAUUAAUAUAAAUAUUAUUAUUUGAUUAGUGUAUUGUUUAAAUAUAUUUUUAAAUGUGUAGACAGUGCCUAGACAGAAUUGCAAGCGACAUUAUGUGUAUUUAUAAUUAACUCGUUUAUUAUUAAUUGAUUUUUGUUAAUGCCUAAUAUAUUGAAUAUUAUUAAUUACUGUAAUAUUAAUGAUGAUGAUAAAUUAGGAACAAGUCAAUGAGAAAAACGAGAUUCGGUCGAUCUCUAGAUUAAGUACCUAUGCAUAUAUGUAAAUAAAUAAACAAAAAAAGUAAGUAGGAAUAAAAUCUGUGAACACGUGUAAUUUAUUUAAAAUAGAAUUUUCAAAUUCGCACAAAAAUUAAUAAUUCGCGUACACUAAUUACACAUUACACAUACGACAUGAACAUAAAACAUACGUAUGCAUAAAUGGAUUAUUAAAGUAAAACUAAAUAAGUGAAAUAAAACAGCGAGAUAUUGACAGAGACCGAAGAAAUAGUAAUGUUUUUUAUUAAUUAUACGGAUAGAUAAAUAAUAUUGAUAAUUAAAUAAUAUAUUAGCGAAUUAUGUUGCACGGUUAUCAUCAAUUAAUUCGUGAUAUACAUUGUAUUGGCUUUUAUUAGUCAGCAACAUGUAGAGUCUGUUGAAUUAUUAGACGAAUAUUAUUACAGUUUAUUAAUUAUUCAUUAUUAAUUAUUGAUGUUACGAUUAUUUUUAUUAUUGGGAUUAUUAAAUUUAUUGUAUGAAAUAUUGUUAAUUAUUAUGAAUAUGAUACAUUUAAUAAUUGAAAUAAUAUGAUGGGUGUUAUUGAUGGGAGUAAUUAAAUAUAUAUAUGCUGUGAGAUUAAUAAAUAUAAUGUAUAUCAAUUACGCU
Messenger RNA from Cotesia glomerata, 5814 nucleotides. RefSeq names its product potassium/sodium hyperpolarization-activated cyclic nucleotide-gated channel 2 (gene Ih). The record is from RefSeq and is a predicted model, not a curated record. Gene Ontology annotation, molecular function: voltage-gated potassium channel activity. Gene Ontology annotation, biological process: potassium ion transport; transmembrane transport. NCBI's taxonomy places the organism in Eukaryota, Metazoa, Arthropoda, Insecta, Hymenoptera, Braconidae. The coding region runs from base 1254 to 3824 and encodes 856 amino acids. Gene Ontology annotation, cellular component: membrane. The transcript is spliced from 17 exons.